Molecule: messenger RNA, 2978 nt
Organism: Penaeus chinensis
Lineage: Eukaryota; Metazoa; Arthropoda; Malacostraca; Decapoda; Penaeidae
Product: sterol O-acyltransferase 1-like
Exons: 10
Biological process (GO): cholesterol metabolic process
Cellular component (GO): endoplasmic reticulum membrane
Source: RefSeq, a predicted model, not a curated record
CUCAUUUCCAGCUCCAGCUCCAAGAAGAGCAACGGUCAGCUUCCAAGCAGACUGUUUAUCUCUCGCCCGUCGUUACUAAAGGAGCUCUUGGCUGUGAAUCAUAUAGAGAGCAUUUACCACAUUUUUGUAGCAAUUCUGAUUUUACUCUUCUUCAACAAAGUGCUGGAGGAAAUAAUACAGACUGGGAGCCUAAACCUUGAUUUAUCACUUAUCAUCUGGGCCUUUGGUGGACUUGACCGGGUGAUUGUCAUAUGGGUGUGCAUGUUCACAAGUACAUCAGUCUUGGUAUACCUCGCUUUCCACCACUGGGCUCACCACAGACAUAAUAUGCCAGUGAUAUAUGAUGUGGUUGGUGGAGUGACAUAUGUUGUGUAUUUGGGGCUGUUUCUCCACCUUCCACUAAAGAGCCUAAUUGCCAAUGAGCUUCCCCCUGCAUCGUCUUUCAUCGUCCUUUGUGAACAGGUUAGAAUGUUCAUGAAAACCUGGGCAUUUGUAAGAAGUAAUUUUGAACAUGCUGUGAAAUAUAAGAAGGAUGAUAAUGCGCAGUCUGUGAAUCUUUGCCCAGAUUUUUCGCAUUAUCUUUACUUCCUGUUUGCUCCUACACUGGUGUACAGAGACGAAUACCCGAGAAACGAUACUUGCGACUGGCGGAGUGUAAUAAAUGACCUGAGUCAGGUCAUUGGUUGCCUGUUUUACACUCAUUUCCUUUUUGUUCGAUUUUGCAUUCCUGUUUUCCAAAAGUUUGGUCAAGAGUCCUUCAAUGGGACAAACUUGCUGGUGGCUGUGUUUUCCUGCAUGUUUCCAGGGUCACUGGUACUCCUUUGUGGAUUCUUUGCAGUCCUUCAUGCUUGGUUGAAUGCAUUCGCAGAAAUGAUGCGAUUUGCUGACAGAAUGUUUUACAAGGAUUGGUGGAACUCAACUUCGUAUGCCAGAUUUUACCGCACAUGGAAUUGUGUAGUUCAUGACUGGCUUUAUGAAUAUGUGUAUAGAGACGUUGUAGCAUGGCAGAGGAAGCAUGGUGAAGGCUGUGCAAGACUACGAUGCUUCCCAAUGUUGGUAGUUUUCUUCAUAUCAUCCGUGGUGCAUGAAUACAUUCUGUCUUUUGCAUUUAGAUUCUUCUAUCCUGUGCUACUUGUCAUGUUUGGAGGUUUUGGAGUUGCCUUCAUGUUCGUGAACAGUAAAGCCCGCCAGUUCAACAUCUUUUUGUGGGUGACGCUUAUAUUUGGCACAGGAAUUUUGAUGUGUCUUUACAGCAUGGAAUGGUAUGCCCGGAUAAACUGUCCAGCUGUCCAUGAGGGUUUUGUAGACUACUUAGUCCCAAGGAGUUUAUAUUGCAAGUUUUCUGCAGAAGCAUAAUAAAAAAUGUUUUAGAGAUGAAAUUAUAUAUAUAAGUGCUUCUGAUAUCUUUCCUGCUACCACAGCACCUGUUCUUAAUGGGUUUAUAGAACUCCUCUCUGUAAUAUUAGAGAGUUUAGACAGGUGAUCAUAGAUAAUAAAGAUAUAGUGUAAAAUCACUGAGAAAAACUGAAUAUUGAGUUUUAAUUAUUUUGAUAUUCUAUAACCUUCCACUUUUAUACAUGUUUGUUGCUAUAGCUUUUGUAGAUUAGUCUUUUAUAAAUUGUAUAUGUAUACUUUAAAAUGUAGGUAAUUAUUUUCUGGAGAUAUUGUUAAAUUUCAGGAAGCUUAUCACCUAUUUAUUACUUUGCUCUGUGAAGCUCUUUGUUUGACAUUCUCUUGAUAGGAUUCUGAUUUUGAGAAGAAAUAAACUUCAAUAUUUCUUGUUUAUAUUUAAAAAAGAAAAGAAAUGGUGUGAGAAAUUGUACAUUUUAUUUCCUUUGAAUGUGUAUACAUUUGAAACCUCUGACACUAUGACAGAAAUGAUAGGGGGUUUACAUAUCAAAAGUUAUAUAUAACUUGUAUACAAUAUUUAUUGCAUGCAUUUUUCAGUACAAAAAUCAUUGUACAUCUCAGUAUUUGUUAGUGUUAUAUUUUUUAGUUUCUUAUUCUUGUUUAUUUGACAAAAGUAUAUGAUGUGUGUGCUUUGUUCGUUAUUAGACUUAGAAAAUUACUAUUUAUGCAUUAGAAAAGUCAUUUGAAUUUCAGUUUGUUCUCUGAAUUUGUUCAUUAUUUUUAUAGUUUUUGAUUAAUUGUUCGGGAUUCAUAUGAUAAUAACAUUAACAAAUAUUACCUGCUGUUUGUUAUGAAAUUUAGGAUAUGAAUAGAGAAGUGGUAUCCAUUUGAAUAAGCAUUUGAUUAUGAAGUUCAUUCAAGUUUAAUAACAAAAAUGAAUGAGAAAAGUUCAGUUGCUUUUUACAUGUUGCCACAUAUAGAGCAACUGAUAACUACUUUGGUUAUUUUCCAAGAUGAUUGGUCAAGAGAAAUAUAUCAUGGGACAGGUUCCUGCUGAUUUUGCUGUGUGGUUACAAAAGCAUUUUUUCUCAUUAGACCUGGACAGAUAAUUAACUUCAGUACAAAUCAUAAGCUUUUUGUGCCUAGAUUUUAUGCAAACCAAUUUUGCAAAGUCUUUCCUGUGAAAAGAUAUAUGUAAAUAUAUGCCAUGUUAUGUACAGGAUCAGUUCUUCAGGAGGGAUGACAUUUGCUAUAUUUUCAAUCCAUAUGACAAAUACCCAUGUAGUUUCCAUUCUGUAAGAUGAUUCAUUCACAUGUAAUGACUUUGGCUUGUAACAUCACAGCAAGCUGUGUGAUAUGUUUCUUUUAUUGAGCUAAUCGUUAAUGCUCAUGAUUCCUUAUAUUUGUUUUUUUCAGGCAUAUGUACGAUUUUAUAUUUGAAAGCUUCUUCAGAAAUAAUGAAAUUUCUCAUGGGUUCUUGACUUUUGUUUCAAAAAUAACUACUUCCCUCUAAUUUUGAUUUCAUGAGAAUUAUCUUAAUGCAACCAUCAGACUUGCACUGUAUGCUAGAAAUUGGUAACAAUAAAUAUAUUGUUUAGAUAUGAUACUCUUAUGAAUGAAUUAGUGAC